CUGGGAUCCGCCUACGGGUGUCAAUUUUUCAGAACCAUGGUCCACGGACGCCGCCGCCGCAACACCACCGAGUGUAUUUGGCACGAUACUACAUAUCUAGACUAGACCACGAUCGCGUGCGACGCCCCAGUGGCAAGCAGCCACGCCGAUCCAAUGCAAGGUGCAUCUUUGCUUCUCCCUGUCCAUCAUCUCCCAAAACAGGUAGACGUUAUGACCUCUGGGGCCUAUCACGAUCGAUCCGCUCGGAUACUCCAUGGUCGCCUCCCAGUCCGACUGCAUCGGGGAGUUGCUGUAUCCCUUUAAGGUUUUUCUAUCUACACCUGGGCGGGACGAUCGUGACCCAGUGCCAUUGAAGUCAUUUCUCGGAUUGUUACUCCCAGCUUCCGACCCAAAGUUGAGAGCCUCUCUAGGCGACUUCAUGGGCCUAUCAUAGACGGCGCAGCGCCAGCUUGACCCCGGGCGACGACACUGUGCGCAUUGACAGACCAAGCGCCUCUAACUUGAACCUAUUUAUAAAUGUUUGUGGACUCCCCACGGUCGUCGGGGUCAGUGUCUUGCUCCAUGUUGUUUCUUCCUGCUUGAAGAGGCUGCAUUGACCACUGGCACGCCAUGACUGUCAGUCAUCCCAAAGAUGUUUUGAACACCAUCAAUUUCGUCACACAAUGUUUGUGUAUACCGAUCAUUACUAUCUUCGUUCUCUUGCGUUUCUCUAUCCGUAUUUACUACAAACAGUUCGUAGGCGUGGAAGACUGGUCAUGUCUUACAGCAUGGGUUCUGUUUAUGGGAUACUGUGGCAUUGCCAUUGCCGUGGGUCACUAUGGCGGGGGUUACCACAUCGAUGAUGUCUCUGAAGCACACCAGGUUCUCUUUCGCAAGUUCUGUUACAUCGCCACCGUUCUUUACUGCCCCAUGGCACUCUUCGUCAAGAUCGCACUCCUUUCUAUCCUCAUUCGCAUCUUCAAUCCUUACCGUUCCAAAAUUUACUUCAUCUACGGCCUUCUUGGCUGUCUCUGCAUAUACUACAUUGUCGCCGAGAUCGUCAAGAUUCGCAUGUGCGACCCGGUUCCGGCAUACUGGACGCAGGAUCCAAAGGCACGUUGUCUCAAUCAACGGGCCGCCCUGAUCGCCGACUCUGUCAUCAGUGUGGUGACCGACUUUAUCAUCUUGAUUUUACCUCUUCCCCUCACCUGGUCGCUGCAGAUGUCCCGGAAUAAGAAGUUGCGGGUCAUCGGCAUGUUGUCUGCGGGUGGUCUGGCCACGGCCUUCAGUUUGUACCGGUUGGUUCUGGUCUUGCGUGACGGUAGUUCCAGAGACCAGACUAUUGUCUUUAUGAUCGUGAUUCUGUCAGGAAACGCCGAAGGAGGCGUGGCCAUGAUCUGCGCUUGUCUGCCCACGGUCAACAUCCUCAUCAACAAACUCCGCAAGAAGGAGUACAGCUCUCAACGCUAUUACGAACCGGAGUCCUCUGUCAACCUUAGCAAACUCAAAGGAAGCAACAAGCGAUUCUCCCUCGGUAAUUCCCGUCGCGCCGAUGGCACCGAGUCCGCCUCCGACCAGUCACAUCUGAUUACAUUUGCAGGGACGGUCGAUAUGGCAGGUGGUAAUGACGGUGGAGGCAUUCACAAGACGGUGGACGUGUCACAGACGAUAGAGAUGGUGGCCGAUGGUGAUAGUCAUGAAAGCCACCAUCAUGGCAGUUUUCAUUAAUGAUUGUAUACCCUGGGUGGGCGGCUUUGUGUUUUUCUGGCUGUAUGGUGUUCGGUUAAUGACUUCGCCCGAACUAUGGUUUAGCGAUAGACUACACUCUUUAAUAUUUCCUUUUCUAAUGAAUUCCUAUUCAUGCAACAAUGACUGUCUGUGAAUGCUUCCCGCCUUUAUCGCCAACAACGAAAGAACUAAUAUAGAUGCCGAGCCAUGAAACGAUGAAGCC
This is a messenger RNA of Aspergillus welwitschiae, 1930 nucleotides long. RefSeq lists its product as uncharacterized. The transcript is spliced from 6 exons. The record is from RefSeq and is a predicted model, not a curated record. The coding region runs from base 610 to 1707 and encodes 365 amino acids. NCBI's taxonomy places the organism in Eukaryota, Fungi, Ascomycota, Eurotiomycetes, Eurotiales, Aspergillaceae.